Molecule: messenger RNA, 1008 nt
Organism: Babesia sp. Xinjiang
Lineage: Eukaryota; Apicomplexa; Aconoidasida; Piroplasmida; Babesiidae
Exons: 2
Coding region: 1-1008 (335 amino acids)
Source: RefSeq, a predicted model, not a curated record
AUGGGUAAGGUAAAAUCUUUUUUCAGGGGACUUUCAUGUCCGAAGUCAAGUAGUGGCAAAGGUGAGUACCCCAAAAUCCAACGCCCGGCGACAUAUAACCCAACAGAUGUUAGAAAUAACAAAAAAAUAAAUAGAAGUACAACUAGUGAUGAAGAUGAUUUCGUAAGUGUUAUGCGAGGGGAUAACUUCUCCUUCUCUACACCCGUCAACACAGAGGAUAUUACGGAGGAGAAUCUGGAGCCCGAGAUUACGGAGUUUAACCAAGGUAUAGAAACUGGAAGCUCUAUAGUCAAUUUUAGAGAUAAUGCCCUAGUUGCUCUAUGCAACACACUAAGUCUCAAAAUCAGACAUGUCCUUCUGCUCUCCUUGGUAUGUAUGCAUCAGAACACAACAAAGGCACAUCUCUAUCGACAUUUUGUCAAAAAGGUCGUUAUUGUACUCGCGAGAAACCUGGAUAAGAAAGCCAGGCAAGCUGUGGUAACACUUAGGCAAAACGGGGUUCCACUCAUCAAGCCACCUAUAAUUAACGGCGCGGUUACAAUUUUAGCCGUCAGUCUUGCAAAAAAUCUAAGGUGGAAUCUCUUAUCGGUGUUUUUCGAGCUGAGGUCUGUAAAGUCGACCUGCACUGUUGCCGACUCAAAAAACAAGCCGAAGGACUCCACAAAUGAUGCUAAUGACCCUAGUGUAAGGGGACAGCCGGUCAACCAAGUGAAACCUACGACUGGUGGUGACGGUGGUUGUUCAAGUAGCAGUGGCAAAGAACCUGUGACCCGUAAAUUAGGACUAAAGAAAUCAACUGGAGAAAUAAUUGACAAAAGUAAAGUGAAAAUCGGUGAUAAUAUAUUCAAGAACGCUAUAAAGAACGUCAAAGUGAAAUCACCAGUGACAGUGGAACAUAAAGCAAACAUAGUAUGGGAGCUGGACUUCUUUACAUGUGAACCAUACUUGAAAUAUGUUAACAAGUCAAUGGAGUGUUCUCAAAUGACUCAUCAUGAUAUUUCUGAAUAA